AUGCCUUCCUUCAACACCCUUCUUACCGCUGCCGCCGCCUUUUUGGCUGUCGCCCAGGCCAAGACCAUCACCAUCACCGCCAAAAGCGGCAACCGCUUCGACCCUGACUCGACGACGGCUGAUAAGGGCGAUGUUCUCGAGUUUCAUUUCGAAGGCUCAAACCACAGCGUCGUCCUCGGCGACUACCAAUACCCCUGCUCUCCUGUCCAGAUAGGAACUGGCUUCUACUCUGGCGUUGUAGAUGGCUCCAGCGGCAAGGUUUUCCGCGUCAAGGUCAACGACACCGAACCGAUGGUAUACUACUCCUCGCAGGGCAUAGAGUGCGCCUCAGGCAUGGUGGGAAUCGUCAACCCCAGCGAAAACAAGACCCUCGACGACUACAAGAACCGGGCUAGCAAACUCUCUAAGGGAGUCUCUCCUGGCAAUAAUACGUACGGUGGCGAGCUGGCCGACAAGGGCAGCUCAGACGACAAGGGCAGCUCAGACGACAAAGGCGACGCUAAGAACGGCAACAAGGACAAUAGUACCGACAAGAAGAACUCGUCUGGUAUGCUCCAGGUCUCGACUGUGGCCCUCGCCGGUGUGGUCGGCACUGCUCUGUACAUGCUCUGA
Cordyceps fumosorosea ARSEF 2679 is the source of this 612-nucleotide messenger RNA. Its product is annotated as Cupredoxin. The coding region runs from base 1 to 612 and encodes 203 amino acids. The transcript has 2 exons. NCBI's taxonomy places the organism in Eukaryota, Fungi, Ascomycota, Sordariomycetes, Hypocreales, Cordycipitaceae. The record is from RefSeq and is a predicted model, not a curated record.